Molecule: messenger RNA, 301 nt
Organism: Aspergillus pseudotamarii
Lineage: Eukaryota; Fungi; Ascomycota; Eurotiomycetes; Eurotiales; Aspergillaceae
Exons: 2
Coding region: 79-291 (70 amino acids)
Source: RefSeq, a predicted model, not a curated record
CGCUGAUCCCGGUGCGGGCAUUUGAUUCCCUCCAAGAUCUUCCAAGAAUAUCUGCCAAUUACCCUACAAUCUACAGCCAUGCCACAAGGCGUAGUGGUGUUCUUUGAUCCGCAAGGGUAUGGAGUGAUCAGCCAGGACAGCUCGGAACAAAAAUUUCCUUUCUAUGGCACUGAUAUUGUCGUGGGCGAAGACGAAGAACCCUCUUUUCCACAUCCGACUACCAAGGUCCAGUUCGAAGUGGAGGAGCAAGAUGGGCAAAAACUUGCUGUCAAGAUCAAAUUCAUCAACUAAGAGAUAACCG